Nymphaea colorata (pocket water lily) is the source of this 1549-nucleotide messenger RNA. RefSeq names its product RHOMBOID-like protein 8. NCBI's taxonomy places the organism in Eukaryota, Viridiplantae, Streptophyta, Magnoliopsida, Nymphaeales, Nymphaeaceae. The transcript is spliced from 6 exons. The record is from RefSeq and is a predicted model, not a curated record. Gene Ontology annotation, cellular component: membrane. Gene Ontology annotation, molecular function: serine-type endopeptidase activity. Bases 225 to 1448 code for a protein of 407 amino acids. Gene Ontology annotation, biological process: proteolysis.
GUCUUGGGUCAAAACUGUUGAGGAAACUUAACCCGGGUUCAGUUAUACCAGGGUAGGAGAAACCUGGCGCAGCUGCGCCACAACGGCUCUCUCGUUUGAAUCUUUCCCGCACACCUUCAAAACUUUCUUGGGUUCCAUUCUGCUACACCUCUCUUUUUUCUCUCAACUCUUCAAGAACCAAAGAAACCAACGGAGAAGGGAGAUCGGUGGACCUAUUGUCCAUCAUGCCGUCAGCAAGACCGAGCAACCCACGCUCAACUCUUGGGCAUUCCGAUGCUGUACCGAGGAAGUUGGCCGUCGGUGAAUCUGGAGGCCACCUUGGUAUCGAGAUCCGUGGCGCCUCUUUGGACGGAGAGAAGACUCCCACAAAGGUGGCGGCGGAGGACGCAGAAGAGAAGGUCCCCUUCUUUGGUUCGAGGUACGACCGCAAGGAGAAGGCGUGGGUGGUGUCUCUUGCCGUGGCUCUCAAGUUGGUGGUCUUCGUCGUGGCGAUGUUCGUCAACGACUGCCCACGGAAAUCUCAUGGCGAUUGCCUCUUCAGGUCCCUUCGCAGAUUCUCCUUUCAACCACUCCGGGAGAAUCCCAUGCUCGGCCCCUCAGCCUCAACGUUGGAUGCAUUGGGUGCUCUGAGGCGUACCAGGAUAAUUGCAGAAAAACAAAAAUGGCGCCUAAUGACAUUUACAUGGUUACAUGGAGGAGCUUUUCAUCUGGUUAUCAAUAUCUCAAGCAUGUUAUUCAUCGGGAUACGUUUGGCACAAGAUUGUGGACCAUGGAGGACUGUGAUAAUCUACCUGCUUUCUGCAUUUUCUGGUAGCCUGCUUUCUGCACUGUUUGUACAGAACAGUCCAGUUGUUGGUGCAUCCAGUCCUCUAUUUGGAUUACUAGGAACAAUGAUUUCUGGACUCAUUAAGAACUGGUCGAGAUAUGAUGACAAGUUGGCAGCAUUGGUCACAAUGUCCUCUAUAGCAAUGAUAAGUUUCAUUCUUGGCAUGCUACCAUACACUGACAAUUUUGCGAACGUGGGAUCCCUUAUAUCUGGAGUUCUUCUUGGAGCAAUGUCUACUUAUGAUCCCAAAAACAGGGGGGUGAACAUGAAGAAAGAAUCUCAUUCCUAUGGGCCGAAGGUGUUUCCUGUAUCACUUACCAAAUUUGACAGACCAUUGACAAGAGUCAUUGCCAUGAUUCUCUUCAUUCCUUUUCUUGUCGGACUUCUUCUGGCAGUCUUCUAUGAAGUAGAUGCAAAUAAGUACUGCACUUGGUGUCAUCAUCUGAAUUGUGUUUCCAUAAAAAAGUGGAGCUGCAGUGAGAAUGACAUGCCUUGUCAGGCCACAGUAAGUAGUGCUCGUUUGACAUUGACUUGUCAGACGAAUGGCAAGUUCAAAGUUUUUCCAUACGCCGAUAUGUCCGUGAGAAGACUCGAAGACUUGUGCAACGAUAUCUGCUCCUAGACCUUUAUGGAGUGCUUCUGUACAGAGUCUGCACAAGUUUUUCAUUCUCUGAAGUUUGUAAACAGUGAUUUACUCAGUUGUAUUGUAGAAGCAUUACUCUC